AUGAUUCGUCCAACUCGAACCCAUUUCUUCGGAAUGGAGCUGCCUUUGUCAUCACCAUGUGUAGUGGAGCGAAUCCGUCAGAUCGAGCCAAGCAGUAACACGGAGCUGAAUUACACUAUUUGCAGAUCCUAUCGAAACAACUUUCUAUCACGACUUGGUGAUGCGCCAAAGGCCAACUUCUGGUCUACUCAGAAUGGAGUUCAAAUCCUCCCAAGCACAUUGCCAGACACCGAUGCUACAUCGGAAGAUGCGACGAAGAGAAGACUGGAUGUUAAUACCCAAGAUACAAGUCAUGCGGUUACACUGGAAGAGGCCGAGAUGCAGAACAAUUGGUUAGCGAUUUUGAAAAAAUAUGAGCCGCCCUCUUCCUCAUAUGUUGAAAUGAAUGUCCUCGAAAACGACUUCCUUACUGCGGAAAGUUACACUCUACAGCACCAGAUUGAUGAUUUAUCAUGGCGCGAUGAUUUCUAUCCAGAUGCGGUAUUAAGAUUGAGCGAUCACUUUGACUGCGAACCUGCACAUAUUACAUCGUGUAUCAUACCAACACCCCUUCGAAACUAUCCGGCCAUUGGCGGAAUCGAUCCAAAGACCCUGACAACAUUUACGUGUUUCUCCAAACUUCCCAAAGAAUUGCAAAUGAGAAUCCUGGAAUUUGUCGUCUUCGCACCUCGUACAGUUGCUGUUCGUUGCAUGGAAUUUCAUCCCAACGAAAGAAAAGGGAGACACGGUGGUCCUCCUCAACCUCCAUUUCGAAACAAAAUUGAAGAACUAGUACGCAUAAUCCAGACAAAGACCAACAGUGCUGCUCCCAUCCUUCAAGUUAACCAAGAACUUCGCAACGCGGCCCUGAAGUUUUACGACCUAUGCUUUGGUACGAUGAUCUACAAACAUCGCCGUACCACACUUCGUGGUGUCAACUUCAACUUCAACAUAAAGAAGCAAGCCUCUGAUUAUCUUGUGAGAGAUGCUAAAGUCCAUAUAAAUCUUAUCUCUGAUACUUUGUAUGUGGAGGAUUGUGAGGCGGAGAACGUACUCGAAAGUACGUUCCUCCCCCCAUCCGGACAGGAAGUUGGUAAAGUCUUACGCCUCGAUUCAAUCCGCAGCAUUGCCUUCGAUAUGCACACUCUAAAGGAGGGACGUGUGAUGAUUUGCUACGCAAGUGUUUUGAUAAACAAUCCAAAUAUCGAGGAAAUUAUUUUUGUGGCUAGACUCAUCCAUCCACGGGCAGAUUUGAAACCAGAUGAAUUCGGCUACCACAGAAUAACAUCACUUGCGCGUGGCAAGCUGGAGUUGGUGGAUUUGAAAAAGCAGGAGGCUUUAUUCUAUUACGACAAAUUCGUCAGCAACUUUUAUGAUUUUGUUUGGCAGUACCGAUUUUUUGAAGGACGUCCAGGCUUGAAUGGAAUACUUCUGACGGAUGGCCCAAGGAUUCGUAUCGUGGGUCUUUUGAGUAAUGGAAAACGGAUUUGA
Messenger RNA from Sclerotinia borealis F-4128, 1470 nucleotides. NCBI's taxonomy places the organism in Eukaryota, Fungi, Ascomycota, Leotiomycetes, Helotiales, Sclerotiniaceae. The record is from the annotation of a GenBank genome assembly.